AUGGGCAAACGGAAAAAGUCUUCAAGAAAGCCAGCUCCUGCUAGGCGGAAAGAACCUCUCGACACCACCUUUACCUGCCUAUUCUGCCACCAUGAAAAGUCUGUGACCGUCCGAAUGGAUAGGAAGGAAGGCGUCGCCCAGCUAGUCUGCAAAGUCUGUGAUCAACGAUACCAAAGCAAAGUAAACCAUCUCACAGAACCAGUCGACAUAUACUCUGAAUGGAUUGACGCUGCCGACGCUGCUCAGAGAGAAGAAGAGGCUCCCCGACGACCGGUCGCCUCUUCUUCCAGACCCGCUCCAAUACCUGCAUCAGGCGAUAGCGAUGACGACGACGACGACGAUGAGUGA
Molecule: messenger RNA, 348 nt
Organism: Coprinopsis cinerea okayama7#130
Lineage: Eukaryota; Fungi; Basidiomycota; Agaricomycetes; Agaricales; Psathyrellaceae
Exons: 3
Coding region: 1-348 (115 amino acids)
Biological process (GO): transcription elongation by RNA polymerase II
Cellular component (GO): transcription elongation factor complex
Molecular function (GO): RNA polymerase II complex binding
Source: RefSeq, a predicted model, not a curated record